Molecule: messenger RNA, 2318 nt
Organism: Panicum virgatum (switchgrass)
Lineage: Eukaryota; Viridiplantae; Streptophyta; Magnoliopsida; Poales; Poaceae
Product: F-box/LRR-repeat protein At3g03360-like
Exons: 3
Coding region: 91-1482 (463 amino acids)
Molecular function (GO): protein binding
Source: RefSeq, a predicted model, not a curated record
UGCUCAAACCAAGCGGAAUACCAGUGUUUCCCAUUUGCCCUCAAUCCCGGUCCGGCCGCCGGCCGCCGGCCGCCGCGCCGCCAUUCCGCCAUGGCGAUGGACACCACGACUAGGAGGAGGAGAAGGCUGGAAGGGGAGGAAGAGGAGGAGGGCCUCGACCGCAUUAGCGGCCUCCCCGACGCCGUCCUCGGCGAAAUCGUCUCCCUUCUACCCACCAAGGAUGGCGCCCGCACGCAGGUCCUCUCCUCCCGGUGGCGGCCCCUAUGGCGCUCCGCUCCCCUCAACCUCGAUCCCUGCGGCCUCUCGGUCGGCCGGGAGAUCUCCCGCAUCCUCUCGGCGCACCUGGGCCCCGGACGCCGCUUCUUCAUCCCCAGGUACAUCUUGCGCCCCGAAGGGGAACGCUCAGCCGCGACCCUCCUGGAUGGCUGGCUCCGGUCUCCUGCCCUCGACAACCUACAGGAGCUCGAUUUCCAUUACGGAGAUAGGUUUCCAUAUGCUCAAGUGAGUCCGCCGCCGCCGCUACCGGCAUCAGUGCACCGCUUCUCGUCGACUCUUCGCGUCGCCAGCUUCGGCGGCUGCGGCUUGCCGGACGGAAACGCUACCGCCCUCCACUUUCCACUUCUCAAGCAGCUGAGCCUUUUACAUGUUACAAUCUCGGAGAGCUCUCUGCAUGCCUUGCUCGCCGGCUGCCCUGUCUUACAGAGCUUGCUGCUAUCUUUCAACAGCGGCUGCCGUCGACUCCGAAUUGUGUCUCGUAGCCUUAGAAGCAUUGGUGUGAAGCCAGGUCGGGGAGACUGCAGGUUGCAACAGCUCAUCCUCGAGGACGCCCCCUCUCUAGAAAGAUUGCUUUGUUCUUCAUCUUUGUGUGGCAGAGUAAUAGACAUCUCAGUAAUUUCGGCUCCAAAAUUGGAUACUUUGGGACCACUCGAUGAUGAUUUCCCCAGACUCGACUUUGGCGCUACAGUUUUUCAGGGAUCACACCUUGUUAGCUUGAUAACAGUUAUGCCCAGUGUGAAGAUUUUAGCUUUAGUGAAUGCGCAUCUUAGUUUGGAUGUGGUUAUUAACUUUAUGAAAUGCUUCCCAUGCUUGGAGAAGUUGUACAUCAAGACAGUAAGGCCAGGGGAGAAAAAUGUGUGGUGUCGUAAAUACAAGAAUCUCGUCGGCACCCUUGAUAUUCGACUCAAGAAAAUUGUGUUGUUAAGGUAUCGAGGCAACAAAUCACAUGUUAACUUUGCCAAAUUCUUUGUACUGAAUGCAAGAGUGCUAGAGUCAAUGGUUUUUGAGAACGAAGGGAAAGAAAAAAUGAUUAGUAAUGAGUGGGCUGAAAAACAGCACAGCCUGCUCCAAACCAAAAAUAGGGCUUCUAGGGGCGCCCAGUUUGAUUUUGUGUGUCGUCCUGGACCGCUUGGCCAGGUGGGUAUUGAGCUAGCACAUGAUUUGUCAACAGAUGACCCAUUUGUAAGGUUCCGUGACUGGUCCUAGGAUAUACUGUUUUAGCCAAACUUGAUCAGUCUCUGGUUUGCAGUGUUUUGACAUUCAGUAUCUCUGUUCCUAGAAUAUUGUAAUUUGUCAGCAUACUAAGUGCAAUAUUUUGUUUUAACCGAAGAAGAGCUAAUUGAGGUGGGGAUUGUGAUUAUUUUCCACAUGGCUCUCAUUGGAAUGAUUGCCCAUAUCACAUAAGCUUAUCUUGUUCCAACCAUGUGUAGAACUUUUGUGAUAACCUGCAUUAAGUUUUCUUGCUUUGCCAUAGAUGUAAUGGAAGGAAUCUCGUUUAUAUCUUGAGUUUCAUCUACCUCUCUACCUCUUACUAACUCAUUUACCUUGUUUGUAAAUGGUUUGUGAUGGUUACGUAAUAAACAUGGAUUCAAUCUAUGCUACAGUUGGUUUCGCAGGUUCUCUUUGUUUUCCUUUAUCAGGUUUGUGUGCAUGUCUCAUUGAGAGAGUAGUAGUGAGGGAAUGUCUCUUUCUUUUUCUAUAUUUUUUCUUGGUUGAGGGGUAGAUUGGAAAUAAUCACUGCCGAGGAGUGAGGAAUCACAGCCCCACGGCCACGGGUGAGGUAAUUCUCCAAUCUCGUGUUAUGUUACAAGUCUGUAGAGACUCUUUGAUGCGGAAUUGGGCAAUCUUUCCAGGGUGAUUAGUUGGGAGUUUUCUCUAGUGUUUUUGACUUCCUCUGUGGACGCACAGGAGAUAGAAAACUAUCAGUACUCGACGGAUGGUGAUGAUGUGCCCUGGUAUCAUGUUGUCGCACCUUUGUAUUGACAAAUGAACACAUUCUCAGGAUGUGUUCUCGUUAUAAUAAGAGGUUGAUGCUGGGUUCA